Messenger RNA from Corylus avellana, 1361 nucleotides. RefSeq names its product RING/FYVE/PHD zinc finger superfamily protein. Lineage: Eukaryota; Viridiplantae; Streptophyta; Magnoliopsida; Fagales; Betulaceae. The record is from RefSeq and is a predicted model, not a curated record. Gene Ontology annotation, biological process: regulation of transcription by RNA polymerase II.
AGCCUGAUUUCUGAUUUCCCACCAAACUUUUCCAAUUCCCUGAAAACAUAUCCCCGACUCCGACUCAACCAAAUCAAAAGACACCAAACAAAACCCUGAAAACCACAUGGAUUCCCAAUUCCACGGACUGCCUCCUCUGAAAAGAAUCAGACUCAUGCAACUACAGCAAGAAGAAGAUGAAGAACUACAAUGCAGUGGCCGUGCGGCUGCCUCCUCACGCCUUCCGGCCAAGAAGCGGAAGGAAUCCCGGGAUCCGCCUCUCGCAGUUGCUGCCACCGCAACCGCCUAUUGCUUGCCUGCCAAGAAAAGGGUAUGGGCGCUUCAACCAGAUUUCUUUGCCCACGAGCCCCUCUCGCUGCCUCUAGACCUCAAUGUCGAGUACAAGCCGCCUCCGGCUUUUGAGGAAGAAACAGAAGCUGUAAAAGAAGAUAAUGGUGGUGGUGAUGAUGAUGAUGAUGAUGGGAUUCUAUGUGCUGUUUGCCAGAGCACAGAUGGGGACCCUUCAGAUCCUAUUGUGUUCUGUGAUGGCUGUGAUCUGAUGGUGCACGCCACCUGCUAUGGCAAUCCCCUUGUGAAGGCUAUUCCAGACGAUGAUUGGUUCUGUACCCAAUGCAUAGUUUCUUCUUCAAAAGCUAAGAAAGAUGGAAACCCCUCUCCUUGCUGCUGCCUGUGUCCAAUCAAGGGGGGUGCAUUGAAGCCCACGGUAGACGGGCAGUGGGCGCAUAUCGUGUGCGCUUUGCUGGUGCCGGAGGUGUUCUUCGCCGACGCGGAAGGCCGGGAGGGGAUCGAUUGCUCCAAGGUCCCAAAGAAGAGGUGGGAAGACAAGUGCUACGUUUGCAAGAGUAAAAGUGGGUGCGCUGUGGAGUGCUCUGAACCCAAGUGCCCUCUGGCUUUUCAUGUCUCUUGCGGGUUGAAGGAGGAUCUUUGUAUCGAGUACAGAGAAGGGAGGAAGAAGGAUGCUAUUGUUGCUGGUUUCUGCAAAAACCACACAGAAUUAUGGGAAAAGCAACAACAAACAGGAAAGUUCAAGAUUGUGGCUAGAGAUGAGCGCAAGAAGUAGUUUGAUUGUGGUGGCUUCCAAGUUUUUUGUUUGUUAAUUAUCUUAGUUCAGGUAGCAAUUUAAUAUUUCUGAUGUUUUUGAUUGAUGUUAGAUGAACAAUCCAUUCUUAUUUCGUAUGGUGACUCUAGUGCAGAAGUUAAUCAAAUAGUCGUUAGUCAUUUUUAGUCCUCGCUCUCUCUUGACCUCCAAUGGAAGCUUCUGGAAUCUGAUGUUCUAUGAGAUCUAAAUUGGCUCUAGAGUCUUUUAGCUCACUGCAGUGUACACAUGAAUCAUUAUUGGCUUCUUUGUAUUGAAUCAUUGA